Molecule: messenger RNA, 2135 nt
Organism: Vitrella brassicaformis
Lineage: Eukaryota; Vitrellaceae
Source: the annotation of a GenBank genome assembly
AGCUGGAUGAAGGCCCUUGUUGUACUGUUUGCCACACUUUCUGGCGCUCUGCUCGGCAGAGCCCGACCAGCCAGCAGCGGAUGGGAGGGCGACGGGACGCGGCGAGGUGUGCUGAGGCUCCGGCAGGAGGUGUGCAACUGCGACAAUAUCACUCUGCGCAGCUCGGAGCCCCUCGCCAGGUCAUCGUCUGCUGUGCGGGCGGUGCUCUCCAGCCCCGUGUGCUCUGUCGACGGCCACACCUUCGCGAGCCUCUGUCUGGCGCUGUGCCAGGGAGCUGAUGUGGAUGAAGCUGACGUCACGGGGGAGGGAUGCACUCACGGCAUCACGGCCAUCAGGUGAGCAGACUCAAUAGGCGUGCCUCACUGUGUCAUCGCCACGUGUGGUGUGUUGCAGGCGUCUGACGCCCCCUCCAGACGGCCGGCUGCCGGCCGUCCUCAGCCGCAAAGGGUCCAACAUGGCCUAUCUCGGCAGAAUCGACCGGACGACAGCACCACCAACACAACACUCAGCAGCGGUCUUUGACAAGCGUAGAGCUGCUCGGCCAGCGGGUGGAUCAUAUCUCAUACGAGGCCAAAGCGACGUCUACCUGCUCGAUGACCGCACGGCGCCACUUGAGGGUGCGAUGGCAUGCCGAUCGACGUCAGCUGAUGGUGACGAGUGUGCCAAUGCUAACGAUCCUCAACACGUGACGGGGACAUUCGCGAGACGCCAGAACAACACCUCUCAACAGGAGCAGGCGUGUCCGGAGACAUCAAGCCGCCGAGACGAUGAUGAAGCGGCCCUCCCAGAGCACUGCUUCGACCCCGACGACCGAGAGAGAGUGGACUCCACACAAAUGCCCUGGAAGGCAGUCGGCCUGCUGCGGCUUCCCAAAUUGGACCAGGGCGAAGUGGUCAACUGCACCGGCAACAUCGUGUUCGGCACUUACGUGCUGACUAAUGCCCACUGCCUGAUAGACAAACAAGGUAAGCGAAGGCAUGUUUUACACGACCGAUCUUCACGUUGCAUGUGUAUGAGUGAGUGCAGACAACUGGAUUUUCUCGCCGGGCACUGGCGAGUUUUGCGCCGGCUAUGAUGCCGAGAAGGUUUUCGACUGCGUGAAGGUCCUGGAAGCCAGCGUCUUCUUGCCGUGGGUGUUUGAGCCGUCUGGCCGUGAGGAAGAAGCCGCCUAUGACUUCGCCCUCGUGAAACUGGAGAGGAAUUCUGUUGACGGCUUCGAUUUCGACAUCGGGUCCUUCUGCGACGAGAUACGCCCUAUCGGCGCGAUACAGGGGUUUGAGUUCGCCGGGUGGGCAUACAGGCACAGACUUAAUGCGGUAGGUGAUUGCGUGGGUAACGCGCUGCAUGUGUGAUGGUGCGUGCAGGUAUCCUGAGGACAAGGACACGGAAGAAGUCAGACAAGCAAUGUGGAGGGUGCCUCCGGUCAAUCAGUUUGAGCCUCCCGAGACCUCAACCAUCUUCAUUUUCCCUGAAUGCGACGAGGUGCGGCGUGGCAACGGCUUCUCACGGCUGUUGCACUAUGCAGACAUCGGUGAGCAGAAGAGAUGGGCACACACUGUCAGCCGUGUCUCAUUCUCUCCUUCGUUUCUCCGCAUGUGUUGGGCAGAUGAAGGCAACUCUGGCAGGUACUACAUACAGAUGCACGUCAUUUGUGGCAGCCGAGACGCGCACUGUCCAACUGUCUGUCUGUCUGUCUGUCUGUAUUAUCAGUGGCAUGUGGCUGGAUGCCUCCGCUGAUGAUGACGAAGGUCGUCGCGUAAUUGUGGCCCUGCAGAGCGGCAGAAGCAGGCAGGGGACCAAGGUCAACUUCGCCACAGAGAUGACGCCGCGGGCCAUUGACGUCAUCAAGUACUGGCGAGAUGUGAUGGACGAGGGGGGGUGAUCAAAAACGUCACAUGUGAUAUAAUUAAUGCGGUCGUUCACUCAAUGUGGUGAAGGCGCCAAGUCGCAGCUGCCUCGUACUACUCUCUUGUGGAAUGCGAUGGAGAAAGUCGACACAUUUUGUCGUGCGUGUGUGUCAAGUGUUGAUACCGGCACGCACACACGAAAACAGGGACGAAUGCGUGAAUGGACUUUUUUCCUCUCAAUCCACUAGUGAGACAUACAGACGCACGAAUUCAUCUCAGCUCGCUGAC